UGCUACUUUACACAAAUCAACAUAAGGAUAAUUCUAUGUACGUUGUUUCGAAAAAAAAACCCAACCCAUUCAUAGGCAGCCAUGGAUUGGAAUCAAAUGGACGAAUGGCUCUCCACUACAAUCUAUCACAACGAUUCUUUACCCAUCUAUAAUCAAAGUGAAUCAAAACUCGCCGUGUUGAACACGUUACGAGCAUUGGAUCUAGACUCUGCUGACUUAUUUGACCAUGUUCUUUGCAAUGAUGGCAUUGCAGAAGUCAUCUUGACUAAGGCAGGACAAGUUAAAUUAGACGCACUGGCGAGUUUAGCAAGUUCACUGGGCAUUGAAUCUGUUGAAUUGAGCAAUUACAUUACAGCCAUCACUUCAUUUACAAUAGAACAUAUGGAAACACAACACACACUUCGCUCUUUGGGAGAAUUAGAAUACUCUUUGGAUGAGUAUCGUCGCGAUGCAGAACAACAUUUGCAAAGCAUGACAGAUAUUCUGACUGAAUUAAGGCAAAGCAGAAAGAAAACCAAUAUGGGUGAAAGCCAACAACAUCAUGCCAAAUAUAUCCAGGACGCGACAAAAGAAUACCUCGUUUUAAAGGAACAUUAUGAAAGUCUAGCUGUAGAAGAAAAGAGUAUCAGGUUAAGCCAGCUACAUGAUCUCGAGAAGAAUAUAACAAACAUAGAGCAAUCAUUACAAGAUAAAAGUAACAUAUUAGACACAUACAAAGUCCUGCCACCUGAUAUGAGACAAGCUUCACUGAAAAUGCAAAAAGCAGAAGAACGUUUGCGUAACUUAUUACAAGAGAAGGAGAAUUUGCUUCAUGAAAUAGCACAUAGUGUACAGGACUAUUGAAUUUCAAACUAGCCUUUCUCUUUCUACACCUUAUUUAUUAGAGGAAUAAAAAUGAAUGGAUUCUUUUAAAGCAUAA
Mycotypha africana is the source of this 919-nucleotide messenger RNA. RefSeq lists its product as uncharacterized. Gene Ontology annotation, cellular component: HAUS complex; cytosol. Bases 82 to 843 code for a protein of 253 amino acids. The transcript has 8 exons. Gene Ontology annotation, biological process: spindle assembly. NCBI's taxonomy places the organism in Eukaryota, Fungi, Mucoromycota, Mucoromycetes, Mucorales, Mycotyphaceae. The record is from RefSeq and is a predicted model, not a curated record.